AUGGAUAGCGCCUCCAAGCCGGUGAUCACUAUGCACAACAAGUCAACUGCAGGGGUGGUCGAUUGCGUUAAUGUCGCUGGAGGCGACCGCAAGCCCAUCGCCGACGUUGACGAUGCCGAGAAACAUACUGAAGACUUGGGCUCCCCUCCAUUCGACUUGGUGUACAGCUCCAAGGAGAGUGCGCGGGUCCGAUGGAAGCUUGAUCUGAUCCUCCUUCCUUUGAUGGCAUUCACGUAUAUACUCAACUAUAUGGACAAGGUUGCCUUAUCCGAAGCCUCCAUAUUCGGCAUCAACAAAGACCUGCAUCUCGUUGGGCAGCAAUAUAGCUGGUCAUCCUCCAUCUUCUAUCUAGGAUAUCUGGUCUGGCAGUAUCCUAGCUCACUCUUGAUGCAAAAGCUUCCCAUCGGACGAUACUUUGGUGUCAUGAUAUUUCUCUGGGGCCUCACUGCAACCACAACGGCAUUCACGAAAGGAUUUGCGACGCUUUGUGUCAACCGUGUCUUCCUUGGGGUCUUCGAAUCAUGCAUGUCACCUAUUUUGACAAUUCUCAUUUCUCAAUACUGGGGCCGAGAAGAGCAAGCGCUUCGAACGUCCUUGUGGUGGUCGUCCAGUGCUGUCGGUGCCUUCAUCGCCGAUGCCAUCACCUACGGAGUUUCAGGAAAAGAACAUUCGGUUUCCAAAUACGCAAUCUGGCAGAUUAUUUAUCUCGUCUUUGGGCCAUUGACUCUAUUUUGGGGAGUCAUUAUCUUUUUUGCCGUGCCAUCGUCGCCUAUGUCAGCGUGGUUCCUCAACAAGAGGGAAAGAACGAUCGCCACAGCCAAAGCCAUGAAAAAUCACACCAGCAUCAAAAACACCGACUACAAAUGGUACCAGGCCCGAGAAUGCUUGAUUGAUCCCCAGCCGUGGAUAUUAGCCAUACAUGCCUUCCUUCAAUCCUUGCAGGGAGGAGGUCUAACAGCGUUCUCCAAAAUCGUUUUAACGGAGACUCUUGGCUACUCCAGCCGCCAGGCUACAUUAAUGAGCAUGCCAUCUAACGCCAUCCACUUUUUUUCGGUGGUCCUUGCUGGCUGCUUCUGUAGCUGUUUCAAGAAUACUAGGUGCUACGUCAUGAUCGCCACGAACAUUAUCGUCUUGAUUGGCGCGGUGUUGGUGGGCAACCUUCCGGAAUCUAACCACAGCAGUCGACUUGCGUCUUUCUACAUCAUCUAUGUCAACACGGUCCCAUUCGGCCUGGGCAUGAGCAUGCUUUCCUCGAAUGUUGCAGGCUUUACCAAAAAGUCCACCGCAAGUGUCAUGAUGUUUCUGGGGUAUUGCGUCGGUCAAUUUACCGGACCCCAGUUCUUCAUUAGCACCGAGGCCCCCCAGUUCCAGAGGGCUUUUAGAGCCUUUUAUUCCUCCGUAUCCGUGAUGAUUACCUUGGAGAUUGUACUGAUCAUCUAUGUCAAGUAUCAAAACCGUCGUCGGGACCGGCUUCAGGCAGGGGACAACCGCAGUGUGCAUACUGCCGAGGAUGAUUUGGACUUGACUGAUUGGCAGCAACCGUCGUUCAGAUGCAUCUACGACUCGUCACCGCUCGCUGUGUUUGAGUUUAUAGAUGAGACAGAGCAUGUCAAGACACAUCCAGGCCGUCGUAAAAAGAAGAGAAAGCCUUCGGAAGACGCAAAUAUGCAUCGGCAGCCAAGUCCUCGACAAUUGAGUCAGCAGACUGAGACAUGCUCCCAAGGACACGAGUCGGAACCAUUGGAAUCAACAUCACUUCCAAUCCGCGACACGGAGGGAUUGCCCUGGAUGGACGGCAUAUUCGACUCUUAUCUGGACCAGCAAUGGGACUUUACUCCAGACUUAGCCGUCAGUGCCAGUGACUUCCUCAACCAAAAUUGUGGCCUGUCUGCCAAUACAUUGGGUCAAGUAUCCGCUGGGUUCAACGUGCCAAACUCAGACCAUCAAAGCCCGAGCUCUGCCUCCCUCUCGGCGGUUUCCGAUCGCGUUCUGGCACAGCACUAUACCCAGAACCUAACAUCGAAAUACAGCUCAAAGGAGCGAGGUUGGAACAAUCACACCUACUUCUUCAAUCGCUUCAGUUCGAGUCAUCCAUUUGUGAUAUCAUCUCUGUACGCAUGGACGGCUGCCCACCUCCAUUGCUACGGAGCACUAGGUUCUGAAGUGAACGCUUUGGAGCAUUACGGCAAGAGUAUUGCGGGCCUCAGAGAUCAGCUCGGGAUCCACCUGUUGGCUGAGAACGUAACCGAAGAGGCUAGCCAGACCUGGUUCCAGCUUCUAGCCCAAGAUGAUGACCUGGAUGCUGUCUCCGUGACUCUAUACUUCCUGGCCUGGACUGACCUCCUACUUUCAAGACAGGCAUCUUUGAAGCAGAUGCUCAGCCUCGAAGCUUUACUGCUGGGAAUCCGGGACCAUAGUCAAUCGCAUUCACUCUACGUCAGAAUGGCUGUAUGGUUCUGCUUCCUCGAUGCACGCACUGCCCUCUUUUACCAGGGGAAUGAUCGCAUCAUUCAGUCCAUGGGGGAUGACUCGGGGCUGAUGGUAGCGUUGGAGCAGUCUCAUGACUUUCUACAGAGGGAAUACACCCUGCUGUACCCCAGGGAAGAACGGCAGCGGGACGAGGCUCACAGACCUCUGUACGUCGCUACGUGCCGCUUGGUCUGUCUGCUGGGAAAAGUAUCUAGGAGCCAUGGCGGCCCUCGAGACGAGAGUCUUGAAGUGAGUGUCCGCGAGUCAUUGUACGACAUUAGACUGGAUCUCGAGAGUUUCAGCGAGGCGAAAGCUGCGGAAAACAAAGUGCUCUCCAUCUAUCUGACCACAAACGCCCUCUUUCACGCGGUAGAGAUAUACGCGUCGAGAGUAUAUCAACCCAAUGAAUUAUUGUAUGCAAAGAGCAUCCAUGCGGAAAAGAUAAUCACCAUCACUCGCCACUUUUAUCGGAAACUGAAGCGGCCGAGAACGGAAGCGCCGCCGACCAAGAUAUGGCCGGUGCCACUGAUCAUGGCCGCGAUCGAGGCAAAAGACCCGAUUUACAGAGAGUGGACGCUACAACAGAUAAGGGAGUACUGCCGCGCGGGAAAACAUUUUGUGAACGCGUGCACCUUCGUCGAAAAGGUGCAUGCCGCCGAGGAGGCGACGGGCUGUCGUGCCAAUCUUCGCCGGAUUGCCCAAGACAUGGGCGAUGAUUUUGUCAUAUGA
Penicillium arizonense is the source of this 3198-nucleotide messenger RNA. RefSeq lists its product as uncharacterized. The transcript has 13 exons. NCBI's taxonomy places the organism in Eukaryota, Fungi, Ascomycota, Eurotiomycetes, Eurotiales, Aspergillaceae. Gene Ontology annotation, molecular function: transmembrane transporter activity. Gene Ontology annotation, biological process: transmembrane transport. The record is from RefSeq and is a predicted model, not a curated record. Bases 1 to 3198 code for a protein of 1065 amino acids. Gene Ontology annotation, cellular component: membrane.